Molecule: messenger RNA, 1537 nt
Organism: Archocentrus centrarchus (flier cichlid)
Lineage: Eukaryota; Metazoa; Chordata; Actinopteri; Cichliformes; Cichlidae
Product: C-X-C chemokine receptor type 3-like
Exons: 3
Coding region: 1-1143 (380 amino acids)
Biological process (GO): calcium-mediated signaling; inflammatory response; cell chemotaxis
Cellular component (GO): membrane; external side of plasma membrane
Molecular function (GO): C-C chemokine receptor activity; C-X-C chemokine receptor activity; C-C chemokine binding
Source: RefSeq, a predicted model, not a curated record
AUGUUCACGGAAAAUGAUGGAAGGAAAACGAUUACACUGAAUGUGGAGGACCUUGACUUGCUUGAUUUGUACGAGAACUAUUAUAACUACUCAUGGAACGACUCUGAUGGUGGUUGUUGUGAAGGGGGUGAUGUUUGCGACCUGCAUGACGGUGUGAAUUUUGAAGCAGUGUUCAUACCAGUUCUGUACUCUGUGGUGCUUGUUGUUGGUCUACUGGGGAAUGGACUGCUGUUGGGAAUACUGGCUCGGAGUAGGAAAACCUGGAGUGUGACAGAUACCUUCAUCCUCCACCUGGGAGUGGCAGAUGUCCUGAUGUUGGUGGCGCUGCCCAUGUGGGCUGCACAGUAUGGGCAAAGUGAUGGAUGGACAUUUGGUACUCUCCUGUGCAAGAUCAGUGGAAGUGUUUUUACAAUCAACUUCUACUGUGGGAUCUUUCUCCUGGCCUGCAUCAGUCUGGAUCGCUACCUGUCCAUCGUCCACGCCACCCAAAUGUACUCCAGAAAGAAGCCUUGGGUUGUUCAUGCCAGCUGCUUGAUGGUUUGGUUCUUUUCCCUGCUCCUCUCUGUCACUGACUGGAUCUUUCUAGAAGAUGUGUUUGAUGGCAGACGAAACAGAAGAGAGUGUAUUCACAACUAUCGCAAAUUUAAUGAAACGGCAGAAGAUUCUUGGAAGUUGGCAUCUCGUCUGAUUUAUCACAUAAUGGGUUUUCUGCUUCCUUCACUUAUCAUGAUUGUCUGCUACUCCUGCAUCCUGCAUCAGCUGAGGUGUGGUACUCAAAGCCUUAAAAAGCAGAAAGCUUUCAAGGUCAUCAUGGCCGUGGUUGUGGUUUUCUUUCUCUGCUGGACGCCGUACAACAUCACACUCUUGGUGGAAACGUUUCAUUUUGACAACAGCAAUGAAACCUGUUCAGUCACAUCUCUGGAGAAAGCUAAGACAGUGACCAUGACUGCGGGUUUCAUUCACUGCUGUCUCAAUCCUAUCUUGUAUGCCUUCGUGGGUGUGAAGUUCCGGCGUCAGCUCUUGGGCAUCUUCAGAUCUUUGGGCUGCAAGAUGGCAAGUGACAAACUCCAAUCUGCUGUCAGGAGCAUGAAAAGCUCCAUUUGGUCUGAGUCUGCCGACACGUCCAACUCUAUCGCUAUCUGAGAAAGACAAAAACAGCAAAUCUGAACAAGCUUGCUUACAGACCCAAACUGACAUGCAGACAAAGAUAUAAACAUGAGAACAUGCAAUGUGCAUUUGUAUAUUUUUUUCUUUAAAAAAAAAAAAGAAAAACCUGAAACAGGCAGUGGUUAUUGUGUUGUUUUCUGUAGUUCUUAGUGCAUCAGUAGUUGAAUGUGAAGGGACAGAAGUAUUUGCAUUUGUUGGCAGCUCAUAUUUCCUUUUUCUGAUUAUGGACAGUAGUGUACUAAAAAUAAGUCGGGACAACAUGAGAAUUAUUUGUGUAAAGAGCUACUGUUUUACUUAAAAAGGUUUAAAACAGCAUGUAUUUUAUGCCUCAUUUUUGUAUACAUUUGUGUCUUUUGUGUCAAAUGUUCAA